AAACCCAAAACUCUAUUGACUAAUGACGAAUUCCCAUUUGGCCGCCAAAAGCUUAUUCAAAUCGAACCCGCUGGAGCUUGCUUUAUAUAGAGAGCAGAGUAUUCGCGCUUCUCUUGGGGGAGACGAGAUCAGAAAUGGCGAGAAGUAAUAGGUUCUGUUCAGGGAGACACCCUUGCUUCUUCAAGGUUUUCCUCCCCAAGCCCAACAUCAAUCCCGAACGGCUGAGAAUCCCAUUUGGUUUUCUGAAACACAUUAAAGGAGAAGGUUCAGGAACUGUUUGGUUAAGAGGUCCUAGUGGGAAUAUGUGGCGCGUGAACUUGACUAAGAACCCCGAUGGAUGGUUUUUUGAAGAUGGUUGGGAAGUGUUUCUGAAAGAUCACAUCUCAAAACCAGGCGACUUCUUUGUUUUCAGAUAUAUUGGUAACUUUCAUUUCUCUGUGCAAAUAUUUGAUCCAACUGCAUGCGAGAAAGAAGCUUCUUUUCGUGUCAAAUGCAGCCAGGAAAAUAACGCUUUUGUAGAACCCCAAGGGAAUAAGAGAGGGAGAGAGAUUAUAGCAGAGGCCUUGAAACCCUCUCCAUUGAAACCCUUUGAAAUUGCAUUGAAGAGGAAGAGAGUUAACCCUCCUCAAGUUCACUUAGAACGUAGAACCAGAAAUGGAGCACAUAAAGUAAAUAUUGUUAGUAACAGGGGCCGUGGAGGACAAGAUGCAGUUUCAACUAAAGCAGACAAAGACUCUACCUUGCCCUGUCAAAUCAAGGAACGUGACAAACACUUAUCUCUAAGAUCAAGCAGACAUGUAAAAAUUGAAAUGGGGCCGGUUACCAGAGGGAGAAAGAAAAUUUCUGACCUGCCUAUUCAUGAAACGGUUUCCGAUACCGGAGGAUGCUGCACAAGGAAGGCAGUUGAGUCCUCCUCGAAAUUUCCUUAUUUCGUGAGGUGCAUAAAAGCGUCUAAUGUCGGCCGAUCAAGCCAUCUGUCAAUCCCUGGAGACUUUGCCAAGACACAUCUUCCCAGACGAAGAACAAAUGCCAUCCUUCGGAAUUCACAAGGAUCCUGGAUUGUAGGAUUAGAUCUAGGUAGGGAAAGAUCUACCAUUCGUGCAGGAUGGAUAAACUUUGUACGUGAUAACAUGAUCAGAAAAGGAGAUACUUGCAUUUUUGAGCUUGUUGGUGAGCGAGAAAUGCGAGUGCAUGUUUUCCAUGAAAGGAGGAUACAGAGCAUAUCAUCAAAGAGUCCUGUCAGUUCUGUUUGCCCAUGUUGGUCAGAAGCUUGCGAAGCUGAUCCGAGUAUAGAUCUUGUAUCCCAUGAAAAGGCUAAGAUAGAGAAUGCUCACUUGCCUAUUGAUGAGAUGGAUUCACAUACAAGAGGUUGUUUGUCGAAAGGACAGAUGAGAACUGAAGGAAGGGAAAGAGUGCGAAGAACAGCCCAAUCCUUCACCUCUGAUUUUCCUUAUUUUAAGUGGUGUAUGAGAGAGUAUAAUGUGGGAGGAAGGCGGCUUAUUUUGCACAUACCAAAUUAUUUCAGUAAGGAACAUUUUCGUGGGUAUGGAAAAAAUAUGAAAAUUCUGCUUCACAACAGAGGUAGAUCUUGGGAGAUGAAUUUACUUGUUUCUCGUCGGCAAUAUUCUAUUUCUCGUGGUUGGGCUUCCUUUGUGCGUCAUAACAACAUACAAAAAGGUGAUAUCUGUGCAUUUGAACUUGUUGGAAAAACUGAUAUGCGUGUUCGUAUCUUCCGGGUGGACAAGAAAGUUAAAUUUGUUGACAAUGGAAGCAGUUGAGAGGAGAGACAUAUCCAUAAGAAGCAUUUGUGUGGUACAACCAUCACAUUGAAUUGAAGAUUCAUACUGGAAAUGCUCCUGUUCUUUUUGUCAUGUUUUCAGAUUUUGUACCAAGUAUAUGGCCAAAUACUAAUGUUCAUGGCCUUCUGCAUAUGUAUGCUUGUGAACUUUAAAACAUUUUUCUUUAGUGUUUUUUCAGUUAAUCUCCUAUAUGUAAACCAUGGGCAUGUUAUGCCAGUGAUAGAUGAAACCAUGAAAUAUUACAAAACCA
Nelumbo nucifera (sacred lotus) is the source of this 2049-nucleotide messenger RNA. Its product is annotated as B3 domain-containing protein Os01g0723500-like. The record is from RefSeq and is a predicted model, not a curated record. Gene Ontology annotation, molecular function: DNA binding. Lineage: Eukaryota; Viridiplantae; Streptophyta; Magnoliopsida; Proteales; Nelumbonaceae.